AUGUUACAUUGUUCUCGUCGGAAUGCUUGUGGUGAUCAACAGUACCAUAGGUUCUUCUCUGCCUUCCAACGCGAUCCCAUCUAUCGCUCCGUAUUUCCACAUAACGUCAGAGGAUGCGGAAAUCUUACCAAUAUCGAUGUAUCUCCUUGGGUAUGUGCUUGGACCUCUAGUUGUGCCUUAACACCAACGUGGGAUGGGCUCUUAGCAUUUCGAAUUCUCGCAGGUAUCAACGCAAGUAGUCCUAUAUCCGUCAGUGGAGGCAUCUAUGCAGACAUAUACAAGGAUCCAGUAACAAGAGGGAGAGCCAUGGCGGUUUUCACUGCGGGCACUUGUGUAGGUCCUCUAGUGGCUCCAAUAAUCUCGGGCUUUAUAUCUCCUGUCCUUGGCUGGCGUUGGACUUUCUGGAUUGGCUUGAUUGUUGCUGGUGUAUCUUGUGCUCCCCUUGUAUUCCUUCCAGAAACCUACGGUCCGAUUCUACUUCUCAAACGCGCACAAAGGUUGUGA
Messenger RNA from Botrytis porri, 504 nucleotides. RefSeq lists its product as uncharacterized. The record is from RefSeq and is a predicted model, not a curated record. The transcript has 2 exons. Gene Ontology annotation, molecular function: transmembrane transporter activity. Lineage: Eukaryota; Fungi; Ascomycota; Leotiomycetes; Helotiales; Sclerotiniaceae. The coding region runs from base 1 to 504 and encodes 167 amino acids. Gene Ontology annotation, biological process: transmembrane transport.